Molecule: messenger RNA, 1590 nt
Organism: Sclerotinia borealis F-4128
Lineage: Eukaryota; Fungi; Ascomycota; Leotiomycetes; Helotiales; Sclerotiniaceae
Source: the annotation of a GenBank genome assembly
AUGGCGGUCUCAAAUCAAGAUGCUGCAUUGGCAAAUAUGGGAUACACGGCUGAAUUACCUCGUUCCCUGAGUAUGAUGAGUAUAUUGGGCCUGUCAUUUGCUAUCAUGGCAGUCCCAUUCGGUCUCAGCACAGCAUUCACUUAUUCUCUGACCGAUGGACAAUCUGUGACCGUUUUAUAUGGCUGGAUUUUCGUAUCAUUUAUAUCACUUGCGAUCGCUUCAUCAUUGGCUGAGAUAUGUAGUGUGUAUCCGACAUCAGGAGGCGUAUAUUACUGGUCUGCGAUGCUCAGCACCAGGAAGUAUGCUCCCGUCGUUUCCUGGAUCACGGGCUGGUUGACCUUGGUAGGCAACUGGACAGUGACUUUGUCCAUCAACUUUUCGGGGGCACAAUUGAUAUUAAGUUCUAUCUCGAUUUUCAACGAGGAUUUUGUAGCCAACGCAUGGCAAACAGUCCUAUGUUUCUGGGCCGUUAUGGCCAUUGCUUUCUCAGUAAAUGUGUUUGGUGCUAAAUAUUUGGAUUUCAUCAACAAAGUCUGUAUAUAUUGGACUUCAGCAUCAGUGAUUAUCAUCAUUGUCACCCUCUUAGUGAUGGCCGAUGAUCGUCGAGAUGCCGAGUUUGUCUUCACUCAUUUCGAUGCCUCAGCAUCUGGUUGGCCAUCAGGCUGGGCUUGGUUUGUAGGACUUCUCCAAGCUUCCUACACCUUGACCGGUUACGGCAUGGUCGCCGCCAUGUGCGAAGAAGUACAAAACCCCGAACGAGAAGUUCCCAAAGCAAUAGUCCUGUCUGUUUUCGCAGCAGGCGUGACUGGAGUGCUCUAUUUAGUACCUCUAUUAUUCGUUCUCCCAGACGUCUCUUCAGUCCUCGGCCAACUAAACGGUCAACCCAUCGGUUACAUCUUCAAAACAGUAACCGGUUCCGCAGCCGGUGGAUUCGGUCUUCUUUUCCUAAUCCUCGGUAUCCUCUUCUUCGCCGGCGUUGGCGCUCUCACAGCCGCAAGUCGUUGCACCUAUGCCUUUGCACGCGAUGGCGCGAUCCCCGGAUCUCGUCUCUGGAAAAAGGUUAACCCCCAAUAUGAUAUUCCUUUAUGGGGUCUCGUGCUCUCCACCGUCGUAGAUUGUAUUCUCGGAUGCAUCUAUUUUGGUUCCUCGAGUGCCUUUAAUGCUUUUACGGGUGUGGCUACCAUUUGUCUGUCGGUUUCAUAUGGAAUACCCAUUCUGGUUAAUCUUCUCCGAGGAAGACAGGCGGUAAAACAUGCUUCUUUUUCGUUGGGGAGGUUUGGCUUUGUUAUUAAUACUAUUGCCGUGGUUUGGAUAACCCUCGCCAUCGUCCUCUUCUGCAUGCCAACCGCCAUUCCUGUCACUCCUUCGAGCAUGAAUUACGCGAGUGUAGUCUUUGUGUUCUUCGCGGCUAUAAGCGUUCUUUGGUACGUGAUUCGAGGUAGAAAGGAGUUUAGUGGUCCUCCCGUUGUUUCGGCCGAGGAAACGCAACAUGAUGGAGAAGUUUUGGGUGGUGUGGGGAGAAUUGUGACGGAGGAUGGUAGUGGGCAGACUUCAUUUGGAAGUGAUGCGGAGAAAGCGAGUCGGAAGUAA